Molecule: messenger RNA, 1782 nt
Organism: Trichoderma virens Gv29-8
Lineage: Eukaryota; Fungi; Ascomycota; Sordariomycetes; Hypocreales; Hypocreaceae
Product: mannose-1-phosphate guanyltransferase
Exons: 4
Coding region: 193-1287 (364 amino acids)
Biological process (GO): cell wall mannoprotein biosynthetic process; GDP-mannose biosynthetic process
Cellular component (GO): cytoplasm
Molecular function (GO): GTP binding; mannose-1-phosphate guanylyltransferase (GTP) activity
Source: RefSeq, a predicted model, not a curated record
CAAAAACACCACCGCACAGCCUUUGAGCCGACCUUGAUUCUCUGCUUUGCGAGCAUUGCAUUGUCGCUCGUUCUUCUCUACGCUCACUACCCAUCAUACUAGUUAUCUUCUGACUUCUGACUUCUGACUUCUUGCUCCUCUUCUUCAACCCCCCCUUUUUUUACCACAUCAGCAUCGUCGCAAACAUUCACCAUGAAGGGACUUAUUCUUGUCGGUGGCUUUGGCACUCGCCUUCGCCCUCUCACCCUGACGCUCCCCAAGCCUCUCGUUGAGUUCUGCAACAAGCCCAUGAUUGUGCACCAGAUCGAGGCUCUCGUCGCCGCUGGCGUUACCGACAUCGUCCUCGCCGUCAACUACCGCCCGGAGAUCAUGGAAAAGUUCCUGGCUGAGUACGAGGCGAAAUACAACAUCAACAUUGAGUUUUCUGUCGAGUCGGAGCCCCUCGACACCGGCGGCCCUCUCAAGCUUGCUGAGAGCAUCCUUGCCAAGGACGACUCCCCCUUCUUCGUCCUCAACUCCGACGUCAUCUGCGACUAUCCCUUCAAGGAGCUCCUCGCAUACCACAAGAGCCACGGCGAUGAGGGUACCAUCGUGGUCACCAAGGUGGAGGAGCCUUCCAAGUACGGUGUUGUUGUCCACAAGCCCAACCACCCAUCUCGCAUCGACCGUUUCGUCGAGAAGCCCGUCGAGUUCGUCGGCAACCGUAUCAAUGCCGGCAUGUACAUCUUCAACACCUCCGUCCUGAACCGUAUUGAGCUUCGCCCUACGUCGAUCGAGAAGGAGACCUUCCCCGCCAUGGUUGCCGACAACCAGCUGCACUCUUUCGACCUUGAGGGCUUCUGGAUGGAUGUUGGUCAGCCCAAGGAUUUCCUUAGCGGCACCUGCCUGUACCUGUCCUCCCUCACCAAGAAGGGCAGCAAGGAGCUCACUCCCCCCACCGAGUCCUACGUGCACGGUGGCAAUGUCCUGAUCCACCCCACUGCCAAGAUCGGAAAGAACUGCAGAAUAGGCCCCAACGUCACCAUUGGCCCAGACGUCGUCGUCGGUGACGGCGUUCGUCUGCAGCGAUGUGUCCUUCUGAGUGCCUCCAAGGUCAAGGACCACGCUUGGGUCAAGUCGACGAUUGUUGGCUGGAACAGCACCGUCGGCCGCUGGGCCCGUCUGGAGAACGUGACUGUUCUCGGUGACGAUGUUACCAUUGGUGACGAGAUCUACGUCAACGGUGGUAGCGUCCUGCCUCACAAGUCCAUCAAGGCCAACGUGGACGUUCCCGCCAUUAUCAUGUGAUUUAAUUCAUCUUUUCACAUCUUCUCGGCUCGCAUGUUAAAGCCAUGCGCUGCUCUUCACAUUGAUUCUUCAUGUUGAUUCAUGGCUUUUUUUUUAAACAACUUUUUCACUUCUAUUUUUUUGAUCUUUUUUUUUUCUGCACCCAUUUACGCCCCCAUACAUUCACCACUCCUCCAAUACUUCUCAAAAGAUACCCUAUCGGUGGGGGGAAACAGUCUUUGAGAGAAAAACAAGCAACAUUUAUAUAAUUACUACUAGUCCUGGCAUCUUUUGCUUUCUUUUUGCAAGAUGUCUGCGCGUUAUGUUGAGCUCCAAGUAUAUCGUUUGGCGUCUCGGGGAACCGGUUGGCAAAGCUUCUUGGAGGGACACGAAGGGAGGAAGGGGCUGGGGCUGAGAAAGAGCUAUGACGGACGAGGAACUGAAAAUUUACAUGUAUGAAAAGAUGAUAGCGUAGCGAAUGAAGUGAAUUUACGCUUGAGCUGCUCAUUUAGCCGU